CCCAUAUCGUCCGAACCACAAGAGGCGGUUUCAUUUUGCAGCGAGGAAACUGAGGAAACUAGUCUCGCACUUCUGGUCCAAAACAAGAACGUGAAGGACCUUUUGGGUUGAACUGCUAAAGCAAAGAGCCAACAGGAAAUGGGGGUCGCAGAAGAAGCGGAAGUCGUUUAACAGUCUGGUUCCGACGAGCAGCGUUCCCUCAUUUGUGUUGCGGCGUGGAGCGAAACCCAUCUUGGAGCUUACAUUUGCGUUUUAAGAAGGCACCUUUAUAUCAGGGUGCCAUGAGCAGCGAGCUGAAUGUGCAGAUGGGUUCCCCCGUCCCGGGGGUCUCGGAGCAGGCUCCGGAAAAUGGAGGGAUGGACUACAGGGACUGGGUACGGCGUAGUUACCUGGAGCUGGUCAGCUCCAACCACCAUUCGGUGCAGGCUCUGUCCUGGAGGAAACUCUACCUGAGUCGGGCCAAACUGAAGGCCUCCAGCCGGACGUCUGCACUGUUGUCGGGUUUUGCGAUGGUGGCCAUGGUGGAGGUGGAGUUGGAGGUGGAGUACUGUUACCCCCGAGCGCUCCUCAUCGCCUUCAGUGUUUGCACCACCGUGCUGGUGGCCGUGCACCUCUUCGCUCUGCUGAUCAGCACCUGCAUCCUGCCCAACGUUGAAGCAGUGAGCAACAUACACAACCUGAACUCUGUCAGCGAGUCUCCUCACGAGCGCAUGCACCACUACAUCGAGCUAGCGUGGGGAUUCUCCACCGCCCUGGGAAUCCUGCUGUUCCUGGUCGAGGUGGUGCUGCUCUGCUGGGUCAAGUUCCUGCCCGUAGACUCCGGCGGGGUCAAGAAGGCGGCCCCUUGCGGCACCGACGAGGUGAAGCCCACUGCUACGGCGGCGCUGCACAGCGGCUGGCAGGCGGCGCUGGCCUCCACCAUCAUCAUGGUCCCAGUGGUGGUGAUUUUUCUGUUGUUCACCAUUCACUUCUACCGCUCUCUGGUGCGCCACAAGACUGAGCGCCACCACCAGGAGAUUGAGGAACUGCACAAGAUUAAAGUGCAGCUAGACGGCCAUGAGAGAGGCCUUCAAAACGUGUGAAGAUGGCAGCUUUAAAGACUUCUUUGUUACAUAUUUCUCUGGCACUUGAGCAGCUUUUCAGAUGUGUUUGAAUGCUAAUUUAUUCUUCAGUCUGUCGAAUGUUACGUUUAGGGAAAAAGUUUAGAGUUUACAACGAAGGGGGCUGUUGCGUCAGUGUGUGUUUGCUAUGUUACACGGAUGAGCGUGACUCGUCUUAGAGCAGCUCCUCUCAUCCUGUCAGUAAAAAUAUUCAGGAUUUAAAGGCAGGAGGCUAAUUUAAGCUGCUUUUCUUCCAUCUGUAGGGAAACCAUCAGCUUGAGUUUGAAGCUAAUUAACAGUUUGUGUGAUCGGCCAAAGGAGGUUUGUUUAAAAAGGAACCUUGGCUGUAAAGUUAUGUGUCAUUUCAGAGCUUUUGCUGGUUGGAUUAGCUGAAAAUAGAUUUUAAAAACACAUGGCCAGGAGCAUUCGGAGUGCACCAAAGUAACGGCAUGCUUUCCUGCCUUUCCUGAUACCAAAUAUUUUCCACCGGAUUCCAAAGGAAACAUGGAGUCAGACCCAUAAAUGUGUGUUUGGCGCCACACGGUGGCACGGAAGUCUUAAAAACAAAAAAGAUGUUGCAUUUUUGUGAACUAGCUCGGAUGUCAGCUGUUUUCAUCCAAAAUCUCAUUUUGUCCUCCUACAAAGCUUUUGCCUUCUGUUACAAAGACCGCAGCCUGUGUAGAAAGCACUGCAAAUGCUGCUCCAAAUGUUUAAAUGUGUCCAUCUUUCAUCUCGCCUUACAGAAAUCCUGCCUUUUAUACAGUGCUGCUUUGCUAAACAACAAACAUCUUCAACUGGAAACACUGAAACUUCAUAAAGGGCAACGGGAAACGUCCGACUGAAGAACACAAGCACCAACCGAUUACAUUCCAAAUGACGACAGACCAAAGUGUCACUCAGUCACGGUUUCUAUUCACAAGAGACUAAAGUGCACUUGCAGUUUUUUUGAUAGUGAUUUAGUAUCAUUUUGGUUUGCUUAUCAGACUUUGCCUUGGAUCGUCUCAUGUGACGCGUGUCAUCCGCGGAAGCUGCGUUUCACAUCCUGGAACAUACUGCCAAAAUAAAAGGAAUGAAGAUA
This is a messenger RNA of Nothobranchius furzeri (turquoise killifish), 2178 nucleotides long. It is a transcript of the gene orai2, whose product is annotated as ORAI calcium release-activated calcium modulator 2. Gene Ontology annotation, biological process: store-operated calcium entry. Lineage: Eukaryota; Metazoa; Chordata; Actinopteri; Cyprinodontiformes; Nothobranchiidae. Gene Ontology annotation, cellular component: membrane. The record is from RefSeq and is a predicted model, not a curated record. Gene Ontology annotation, molecular function: store-operated calcium channel activity.